AUCAUAAGUUUGUUAGAUAGCCAUGAGUCUGUAGGAGACAAGGCUAGGAAAGUAAGCCCACGCUUUGGUGAAGAUUUUUACGAAACGAAAAUAAAUAGUGUCAAGUGCCAGCAAAAGCCAACUAGUUAUUUUUUGUAUGAGUUUGCCAGUAAAGUAACAUGUCUGGAAGUGGACCAACUUCAUCUAGUAUGCCAACACCAGUAGUACCAUCAGGAUCCUUCACAUCAGCAUUGCCGCCAUAUGCAAUGCCACCUCCAGGUUUCAUACCACCAACUCCAGGAAUUCCUCCACCGUUUGGAGUAGCUAUGCCAAGCAUGGCACCUCCUUCUGUAUUUGGUGUUUCACCUUUUGGUGCUCCAUCAGUCCCACCGUCAGGUUUUUUCCCUCAUGGUAUCCCAGCACAAGGAACUGUUGAGGGUGGAGAAAGCAAACAAACUUGGACCGAACACAAAGCACCAGAUGGGAGGACCUACUAUUAUAACAAUUUUACAAAACAAAGCUUGUGGGACAAACCAGAUGAACUUAAGACAGCUGCUGAGAUAAUGCUUUCACAAUGUCCCUGGAAAGAGUACAAAACAGAGGAUGGGAAAAUCUAUUACCACAAUGUCUCUACCAAAGAAUCAAGUUGGACUGUUCCACCUGAACUUGGAGAGCUAAAAAAUAAAAUUGCAUCAGAAGAGACAACUAAAACCACAGCAAAUGGCCAAGCAGUAGGUGAUACUUUGGUGCCUGCAAUACAAACUAGCACAGCAACACUCACAAUUUCCCAAUCAGUUGUGACCAACACGGAAAGCUCGGCAACUCCCGUCCGUGCUCCUAUCUCAGCCCUUGAUCAAGCGAUGGCGGCAACCUUAGCUGCAAUAACAGUGCCAUCUCCACAAACUGAAGAUAGCAUGGAUGCCAAACCUAGUCCUACCAGCGACAGCAGAACGAGUACACCUGAACCAAAAACAACAUUCAAGGACAAAAGGGAAGCACUAGAGGCAUUCAAAGAUCUUCUGAGAGAAAAAAAUGUACCAAGUAACGCCAGUUGGGAUCAAGCGUUAAAGUACAUACAACGAGACCCUCGGUUAGCUGCAUUGGGAAAGUUGACAGAGCGGAAGCAGGCGUUCCACGCGUACAAAACACAAAAACAGAAGGAAGAGAAAGAAGAACAAAGGCUGAAAGCAAAAAAAGCAAAAGAAGAUUUAGAAGCUUUUCUUCUAAUAGAUUCAAGCAUCAAUUCAAGUACGAAGUAUUUUCGCUGCGAAGAAAUCUAUGGGAACCUCGAGGUAUGGAAAAACGUUCCAGAAGGCGAGCGUCGAGAUAUUUAUGAAGAUGCCAUUUUUCAUUUGAGUAAAAGAGAAAAAGAAGAAGAAAAAGCCUUGCGUAAACGUAAUAUGAAAAAUUUAACCCGAGUGUUAGAUUCUAUCACCGAUAUUACCCAUAGAACGGCAUGGACUGAGGCGCAGCAACUUCUGCUUGAUAACCCUAGCUUUGCUGAAGAUAAUGACCUAUUAGCCAUGGAUAAAGAAGAUGCUUUGGUGGUUUUCGAACAACAUAUCCGUGAAUUAGAGCAUGAAGAGGAAGAAGAAAGAGAGAGAGGGAAGCGAAGAAUUAAACGACUGCAACGUAAAAAUCGGGACUCUUUCCUGAAUCUGCUUGACGAACUGCACGAAAAUGGAAAACUGACCUCCAUGUCUUUAUGGGUAGAGCUUUAUCCUAUUAUAAGCACCGACCUGCGAUUCUCUGCCAUGCUGGGACAGCCAGGUUCAAAUCCACUAGAUUUAUUUAAAUUUUAUAUAGAAGAUUUGAAAUCGCGAUUUCAUGACGAGAAAAAAAUCAUCAAGGAGAUUCUCAAACAAAAAUUGUUUGAAGUUGAUAUCAAAACAACGUUUGAAGACUUUGCUACAGUAGUGUGCGACGAUAAACGGUCAUUGACUCUGGAUGGCGGCAAUGUCAAAUUAACGUACAACGCCUUACUUGAAAAGGCUGAAGUCCGAGAAAAAGAGAGGCUGAAGGACGACAACCGGCGAUCCAAAAAAUUGGAAAAUGCGUUUCGAAACCUUUUGAGGGCCAAAGAAGUGGAUCAUUUAGCUACAUGGGAAACCUCAUUACCAAAACUUGAAGGAGAUUCUGCGUUUGAGGCGAUCAUUGCUGAAUCCGACCGCAUUCGGAUUUUUAAGGAUUAUCAACGUGACAUGGAAGAGACUUGUGGCCAUCACCAUUCAAGGUCAAAGAAGAAUAAAAAGAAAGAAAAAAAACAAAAGAGGCGAUCGUCAUCGUCUAGAUCACCAUCUACCGCUAGGUCGGAAUCGAGAUCUAAAUCACGGUCGAAAUCUCCCUCCCGUUCCAAAUCCGAAGAAAACGACUUAAAGCUGAUCGAGGAAGAAUUAUUACCGUUCUCUCACAAAAAGAACAAAAAAAAGAAGAGCAAAAAGAAGAAGGAACGUAGUCGUUCGCCGUCAUCGGAUUCCGAAGAGAAUCGUGCAAAAGAAAAGAAAAAAGACAAAGACAGAAAAAAUAGAGGUGACAAUUGCAAUGACAAGAAGAGUAAAGAAGACGGCGAAUGGAGCGAGGAUGAACUGGAAAGAAGAAGGAGACUGCUUUUGGAACAGUUGGCAGAAGAGCAUCAAUGAUCGUGACCCACCUUCACCAUAUUCCUGGUUGUAAUUCUGUUUUUGGGUUCAUUUUCCUACCUGAGUUCUCAUUAAAGUUCGAAAUAAAGCGACUCGUUCCAUCA
This is a messenger RNA of Daphnia magna, 2722 nucleotides long. It is a transcript of the gene Prp40, whose product is annotated as pre-mRNA-processing factor 40 homolog A. Lineage: Eukaryota; Metazoa; Arthropoda; Branchiopoda; Diplostraca; Daphniidae. The record is from RefSeq and is a predicted model, not a curated record. Gene Ontology annotation, cellular component: U2-type prespliceosome; U1 snRNP. Gene Ontology annotation, biological process: mRNA cis splicing, via spliceosome. The transcript is spliced from 16 exons. Gene Ontology annotation, molecular function: RNA binding; protein binding. The coding region runs from base 159 to 2618 and encodes 819 amino acids.